CUCGCCCUUAAAAACCAGUAGAAAAUCAAAUCCCAAAAACCUAUCCAAAUUGAAAUCCCCAUAACCAAAAGUAGACGCUGCGAGAAUUCAAUAGCUCAAUUAUUCCUUAGUUUUCUGUUGAUUUAGGUUUUGGAGGGGAAGGAGAUGAAGCGGAAAGACCUCGAACAAGUGUUCGACGACAUGUCGUCGACCAAGUCCCGGCGUCUGGAUGCGAACUUGAUCGGAAAUCCAAGUAGUGCAUUCCAGGUGUUUGAUCAAAGGCCUCUGAAGCGAAAAGAGUUUGAAGAAGCGUUCGACGACAUGGCGUCUCAUUUCUCCAAAUCCAGGCGACUGGAUGCUGCUAUACAUCCGACUACGGCGGAUGGGCGUAGUAAUGGAAUCGAGCCCUUGGAGCAAAGGCUAGCACCGGAACAGGCUUUGGCUGUCGCCAGUGAAAUGCAGCAAGGUGGUUUGCCAAUGGAGCCGGUGGCAUUGUCUGAGGACACUGACAAGGCCCUUGUGCUCUACAACCCUGCUACUCCUGCUAGUACAUUAUACAGAACCCCUGCUUCCACAGAUUUCUCUAUCGUUGUGAAUUCCGACUUGAUUCCAGGCUUGAGAGAUCGUAUAUUUGCACAAGGAAAGUGGGCAAAACCAGCAGAUGCUGAACGAAGUAGCGGAGAAGAUUCAAAUGGCUGUUUGGCUAUUGUUCCCUGGGUUGAAUCCAAUUGGCCUGCAUCACCGAGAACACAGACACAGGUAGCCGGAGUCUCAGAGCCAAUGGAAGCCGAAGAAGUUGAAAUGAUGGACACAGAUGAUAUCAGUUCGGAUGCUUCCAAGCCUUCUGAGCUCGGUCCUAUGAUGGAUCGAUCUUUUGAAUUACAACGCUGGCAGCAACAGCUCCAUUGUAUGCAGCCACAGCCGCUCAAUAACUCUCCAGUAGCAGCUGCGUUAAACUUUUUUUCUAGGUAGAUUUAUAGUCGAAAAAUUGUACCAGGUUUUCAGUUCAUAAUUAUUCCUUGUUCUCCAGAUCAUAGUUUUGUUAAAGAGAAUACGCUGUGUUUCACAAGGUUCUGUUUCAGAAAACCACUGGUCAAUGUUAUCGUAUUAGUCAUGAAUGACAUCGGAAAUAUCAUUGAUUUCAAUGUCCAGAGUAGCCAUGUAUUGCUUGUUGUGGAUUUGCAAUGUUCAAAUGGCACAAAGGAUUAUCAGAUGUUGGCAAAAACAGAUGUAGAUACUAGACUAUUUUCACAGAAAGUAAACAUAUAAACAAGUUAUGAAAUGUACUAAUGCUUACUAGACCAGCUUCAAAGAGUCAUCUCAGCAAGUCUGAAGAGCAAGAGACUUAAUUUACGAGCAGUUAAACACCUCUCUUGCCAUUGUCAUCGCAAGAGGGUUGCCUGAAUUACCACUCGGGUUAUAAUCGAAUUCAAUCGAUUUGAAGAGACAUAGAAAACAUCCAUCUAGUUGAACAAAAUCAAAACAAAACAGCUAAACAAAUCAAAAGCAAAAACAAAAUAGAUCAAAGAGGAGCAAAAAAUGUAUCAGCCUGGACAGGAACCCCGGCAGCAAUAAAAAGCCGACGAAUUUGAAGUGUGGAAAGGUUGAGAGAUUGAUAUAGGGAAGCUGCAUUCAUCUCUAUGGUACGGUGAUAAUAGCCCAAGAGUCAAACUCCAGCCCCAUAAAUUUCCUUCGAUUUUCACUUUCAAAAAAAUGAAGCACAAAACUAAUAUCAAUCAUAAGCAGAUCUGAGUUUGGGAAAGAUUUUU
Argentina anserina (silverweed cinquefoil) is the source of this 1748-nucleotide messenger RNA. RefSeq lists its product as uncharacterized. The record is from RefSeq and is a predicted model, not a curated record. Bases 145 to 951 code for a protein of 268 amino acids. Lineage: Eukaryota; Viridiplantae; Streptophyta; Magnoliopsida; Rosales; Rosaceae. The transcript has 4 exons.